Haemonchus placei is the source of this 657-nucleotide messenger RNA. The record is from the annotation of a GenBank genome assembly. Lineage: Eukaryota; Metazoa; Nematoda; Chromadorea; Rhabditida; Trichostrongylidae.
AUGAACUUCAGUGAUCCAAAUUCAAUUCAUUAUGCCGCAGCGAUCAGCUGGCGAUUUCCCGCUCUCACUGGUACGCUGACAUUGUCCUAUUUCAUUCACAAUGCAGUGCUUACUAUUCUCCGAAAUCAGAAGAAUCCUGAGAACAAUGCACGCGAUCUCUCAAUCGGUUACCUGUUAGCCGCUCUAUGUUACGUAUUCAUCGGCUUCACGUUUUAUGCUGGUUUCCCAGUGCAGAGGACUUGUAUAAGUGACAAUUUUCUGAACAAUUUUGGUGCUGGCGACAUUCUUAGCAGCACUGCUCGCCUGUUUCUACUUUUUCAAAUGAUUACUGUGCUUCCACUUCUAAUGUUUCUGAUCCGAUCACAGCUCUUCUACGCAUUCACUGGGAAAACGUGGCCUGGUCUUGGACCAGUUGUUCUCUUGAACUGCUGCAUCAUCUCAAUUGCAGUCGCGGUUGCUAUACUGUAUCCUAGAGUUGGCAGCAUACUUCGCUACGUCGGUUCGCUCUCUGGCUUAGUCUACGUCUUCGCCCUGCCCUGCUUGGUGUAUAUGAGGAAAUUGCAUGUGGAGGGUCGUCUGACGCCUAGGAAGAGGUUCAUCCACUCCGCAGUCAUCGCUAUCGGCACAUUGAAUUUCAUUGCACAAUUUGUAAUUUGA